GCGUACUUGAAGAAGACUCAAUGGAGCAGGACGUGGAGAGCCCUGUCACGAUUCAGCAGCCAAAGUUGCCCAAACAAGCUAGAGAGGAUCUUCCAAAACACAUAAGCAAAGUAUGUACCAAGAGAAAAAUUCAGAGGUAUGUUAGGAAAGAUGGGAAAUGCAACGUACACCAUGGGAACGUGAGAGAGACUUAUCGUUAUCUGAGUGAUAUCUUCACUACCUUAGUCGACCUCAAAUGGAGGUUCAACCUUUUGAUUUUUGUCAUGGUUUACACUGUGACGUGGCUCUUCUUUGGAAUGAUCUGGUGGCUAAUUGCUUACAUCCGAGGUGAUAUGGAACAUAUAGGAGACAGUACAUGGACCCCAUGUGUCAGUAACCUCAAUGGGUUUGUCUCAGCCUUUUUAUUCUCAAUAGAGACAGAAACCACCAUCGGGUAUGGUUAUCGGGUCAUCACGGACAAAUGUCCCGAGGGAAUUAUUCUGCUUUUAGUUCAGUCUGUUUUAGGUUCUAUUGUCAAUGCUUUCAUGGUUGGUUGCAUGUUUGUGAAAAUAUCCCAGCCCAAGAAGAGGGCAGAAACCCUGGUCUUUUCUACCAACGCAGUCAUUUCCAUGCGGGAUGGGAAGCUAUGCCUGAUGUUCCGAGUAGGGGACCUUAGGAAUUCACACAUUGUGGAGGCAUCAAUACGAGCCAAGUUGAUCAAAUCUAAACAGACAAAGGAGGGGGAAUUUAUACCACUCAACCAGACAGAUAUCAACGUAGGUUAUUACACAGGGGAUGAUCGUCUCUUUUUGGUUUCACCACUGAUCAUCAGCCAUGAAAUUAACCAGCAGAGUCCUUUCUGGGAGAUUUCCAAAGACCAAUUGCCCAAAGAGGAACUAGAAAUUGUUGUAAUUCUAGAAGGCAUGGUGGAGGCAACAGGAAUGACAUGCCAAGCGCGAAGUUCUUACGUAACCAGCGAGAUCCUGUGGGGUCAUCGUUUUACACCUGUCCUCACGCUGGAGGAUGGAUUUUAUGAAGUUGAUUACAACAGCUUUCAUGAAACAUAUGAGACCAACACACCGUCUUACAGUGCCAAAGACCUGGCAGAGAUGGCCAGCCGAGCAGAACUGCCCCUGACUUGGUCUGUGUCCAGCAAACUAAACCAGCAUGCUGACCUGGAAACUGAAGAGAGGGGAAAGAACCAUGAAGACCAAACUGAAAGGAAUGGUGACGUGGCAAACUUAGAGAAUGAAUCCAAAGUUUGAACCAGCAGAGGUUCACCACACAACCUCUUUUUUCUUUUUGAUCCUUCCCUUUUUUUAUUAUGAUGACAAGAAAAGAAAUAUUUAAGGUUUGAAAUGUCUACCUGCCCAAACAAAUCAAGAGAUUCAUAAAAUAAGCAAAGACGUGGGUUAAAGCUGCAAUAUCCCUUAUAUACGAUGAAAUCUCUGAUCACUGCCCUUCCAAUAAUUGCAUAUUUCCUCUGGAUAAAUACAAGUUUAUGACCACAGGUGUGUUUAAAAAGGAACCAAAAAGGGGGGGGGGAGCAAGACUCAGUAUCUGGGAUAAUAAAAGGAAAGACUGUGAUUAAUGUUUGCUAAUACCAUGGGUCUUGGCUCUAAUUUUUAUAUAUUUCAAGACAGUUUCAUAAACAGGAUGUGAUGCCUCCAAUGAAAAUGGGCAUUGCAGCUUUAAGACCGAGGUGAGCAGAAAGAGCUGCAGUUCAACAGGAUACUGUAUAUAUGCCUUAUGUAAUUACUUUCUCUUUAAAUUUAGUAAUAAACCCAGCAUGUACAAAAGUACUGUAGUAAAGAACUUCUAAAUAAUGUACAUAGAUGUGUAAUUAAUGUAGGUUUAGAUACAUAAUUCUAGAAAUAUUGGGAUGCAAAAAAUUGAAUAGGCAUUUCUGUUUUAAUAUUUGGAGUAUAUUAGUUUCUCCCCUAUAUAUCUGGCCCUUUUAGUGCACAACAUUUUCUUCAGUGUACCAGACUGGCAGCUAUUUAGAAGACCUCACUGUUUCCCUAACAAAUCAUUUUACUGAUUCUAAAAAGCCAUAAAUCUGGGGGGAGGGCAGGGUGGAGAAACUGAAACCUUACUGAUAUACUGUGAAACUGUUUACAAAAAUGAUUCUAUCUUUUGUAAUAUUAUAGGGUAAACCAUUCCUGGCUACUUUUGGCAGUUCAGCCUGAAUUAGACUGUGGCAGAUUCUUGGAAAACACAAGAAUCUCUAGUACACGGUUAAUAUAAAAAGCAUGUUCAUGUUGGGCUAGGACCCUGUAAGCAGGGCCAGC
Trachemys scripta elegans is the source of this 2270-nucleotide messenger RNA. It is a transcript of the gene KCNJ6, whose product is annotated as potassium inwardly rectifying channel subfamily J member 6. The record is from RefSeq and is a predicted model, not a curated record. The transcript is spliced from 2 exons. Gene Ontology annotation, molecular function: G-protein activated inward rectifier potassium channel activity. Bases 21 to 1244 code for a protein of 407 amino acids. Gene Ontology annotation, biological process: regulation of monoatomic ion transmembrane transport; potassium ion import across plasma membrane. Lineage: Eukaryota; Metazoa; Chordata; Testudines; Emydidae. Gene Ontology annotation, cellular component: plasma membrane.